AUGAAAGUAGGUACGUUACUUUUACUUAUUGCGUUGACAUAUCUUUGGCCAGGGGGUAGUCACUGCCUGCCGGCCGGGUGCAAAAUCAGAAAGCGAAAGGUGCCUUUCCUUAGCACAACCGUAGACUGUAAGUACCAGGGUCUCACCACGUUCCCUCACGACAUACCGCCGAACGCCGAUCGGGCGGACCUUUUGUACAACGCCAUCAGAACCGUGACUUCACUGCCGUACCUCCCCCAGCUGUAUUCCCUGGAUCUCAGCGACAACUCAAUCGAGACUAUAGUCUGGGAAACUCUCUGUAAUCUGCCUGCUCUGGGGGUUCUCUACCUCCGUCGUAACCGGCUGCAGUAUGUACAGCUGAGCACCGUAAUCGACCAUCUCCCAAAGCUGAGGCAGGUAUAUCUUUCCAACAACAAGAUCGUGUCCUGUUCUUUGUACGAUGUAGGGUGGCCACACGUCACCACAGCAUUCUUUAGAUGGAACCCAGCUCCUUGUGACUGUCUCUACACGGGCGGCCUGCCCGUUGAAACCUGCAUGGACAGGGGACAGGUCAACACCCGCUGUUCGUCAUGUUCAGUCUGCUACUUCGUCUCCGGUCGAAGACGCGAAGAUCUCUACUGCAAGAGCCCGGACAAAACGAGCCAGCUUUCGUCAGCAAACGUCUCUACCUACCUUGCAGAAUGUGAACGUCGAAUGUCUAUGACAAGAGCUGCAACUACAGAAAUGGAUACGACAAGAGCUAUAACUACAGCAGAAGCUCAAUGCACACUGCAAGGCCAUGGGAUGGACACGUCUAUUAGCAACGAUAAACUAAACCCAUUACACCUUACCAGAAAAGCUACUUCUACUACUGCUACCGUGUCAGUGAAGACGGAUGCCUUCACCAAUGCUUCGCACCCCAGCACCACAAAAAUAUCCCACAACAAAUACAGCUCUGCAACCGUACCAACACAAGCUACACAGACCGGCAUCAAAAAGUCUUCACCUAGUCCCAAAGUCUCCAAGGACCAAGAACUUCCGAUUCCUGUUUACGUCUCCAUCGUCGCGUUUGAAUGCUUGUUGGCUUUGUUGUUCAUUUCAUGUUUCUUUCGACUACUGAUGAAGAAAAGGAGCAAGAUGGGGUGCAAUCGUUGUCAAGAAGUCAACGUGGGACGUCCCUCCAUCCCUCUGCAACAAAUCUUUCCACCAGUGCCCCAAAGCAGCAUUCAGCCUACUGGAGGUUUCGAUCACGAGGGUCUAGCUGUUCCAGAUGGUGAUCAGCACACAACGGAAUCUGAGCACGACCACAGUACUAGCGGGCCUCCAUCUACAACAGCUGCACCGUGUGGCCUGUAUGCACCGCCAACUGAUGCAGACUCAGCAAACGGAAUUGCUUAUACAGACAGGCCUUCGCAGACCACAUCCCGCAUGAGGUCCAAACAGGGCCAUAAGCAGGAGUACACACUAUUCAUAUUCAAGCAGCAAGUCUCAGACAAUUAA
This is a messenger RNA of Branchiostoma belcheri (Belcher's lancelet), 1479 nucleotides long. RefSeq lists its product as uncharacterized. Lineage: Eukaryota; Metazoa; Chordata; Leptocardii; Amphioxiformes; Branchiostomatidae. Gene Ontology annotation, molecular function: protein binding. The transcript has 2 exons. Bases 1 to 1479 code for a protein of 492 amino acids. The record is from RefSeq and is a predicted model, not a curated record. Gene Ontology annotation, cellular component: extracellular matrix.